GCAAAGCCGGCUAUGUCAGAAAGUCCACUAGCAGUACCACUUACUUAUUUUAUAAUCUAUUCUAUUUCAUGUGAUGAUAAUCUUGUGAAUCUUGCAAGUGUCUCCCAAUCUCAAUCCUCACUUUGCUUCGUCGUUCAUGGAAUAAACCUUAUCUUCUGCAUCACCUCUCUCUAUUCACAACAAGAAGAAAGAAUCCAUGGAUUCUUCUGAUUUUUUUUGCAAGAUUAUAUGACAGAACUGAUUGAUAUAUUGAUAUAGGUUUGUACGAGUGAAAUGGGUUGUUUUCCAUGUUUUGAUUCAAAGGAAGAGGAGUCAUUGAAUCCUCAAAAACACUCAAAUCAUCACAAAGAGACUCAUACUCAUCCUGCACUCUCCAACAACAUUUCCAGAUUAGCUUCUGGAGCAGAUAGGUUUAAGUCUAGAAGCAAUGUUGGUGGAAAGAGGGAACAACCAGGUCUCAAGGAACUAGCUGACGCUCAAAUUGCAGCACAGACAUUUACUUUUCGCGAGCUUGCCGCUGCAACAAAUAAUUUCAGGCCCGAGUCCUUCAUAGGGGAAGGUGGAUUCGGCCGUGUUUACAAAGGAAGGCUUCAAACCACCGGUCAGGUUGUAGCUGUAAAACAAUUGGAUAGAGAUGGACUUCAGGGCAACAGAGAAUUUCUUGUUGAAGUUCUGAUGCUUAGCCUUCUGCACCACUCCAACCUUGUCAAUUUGAUUGGAUACUGUGCUGAUGGGGAUCAACGGCUUCUAGUUUACGAGUUUAUGCCAUUGGGAUCACUGGAAGACCACCUUCAUGAUCUUCCGCCAGAUAAAGAACCUCUAGACUGGAACACGCGAAUGAAGAUUGCGGCAGGUGCAGCCAAAGGUUUAGAGUUUCUCCAUGACAAGGCCAGUCCUCCAGUUAUCUACAGGGACUUCAAAUCAUCCAAUAUUUUAUUAGAGGAAGAAUUUCACCCAAAGCUUUCUGACUUUGGACUUGCAAAGCUUGGACCUACCGGAGAUAAGUCUCAUGUUUCUACUAGGGUGAUGGGAACCUACGGUUACUGUGCUCCUGAGUAUGCCAUGACUGGACAAUUGACAGUGAAAUCUGAUGUCUACAGUUUCGGUGUAGUAUUCUUGGAGCUUAUAACUGGACGUAAAGCAAUUGACAGUACUCAACCACAAGGACAACAGAACCUUGUCACAUGGGCAAGACCUUUGUUCAAUGACCGCAGAAGGUUUGCAAAAUUGGCUGACCCAAGGCUUCAAGGUCAGUAUCCAAUGCGAGGGCUAUACCAGGCUCUAGCUGUAGCAUCCAUGUGCAUCCAAGAACAGGCUGCUGCUCGGCCUCUAAUUGGGGAUGUUGUAACUGCCUUAUCUUAUCUUGCGAACCAGGCCUAUGACUCUAGCUCAGUGCCUGGACAUGGCUACAGAUUAAAUGGAGAUAGAGAUGAAAAAAAUAACAGAGGUAGUGGAAGAUUCUUAAGGAAUGAUAUGGGGGGAGGAUCGGGCCUUAAAUGGGACUUGGAAGGUUCUGAGAAAGAUGACUCUCCAAAAGAAACUGCCAGGACCCUAAACCGGGACUUGGAAAGAGAACGAGCUGUUGCAGAGGCUAAGCUAUGGGGAGAGAAUUUAAGAGAAAAAAGAAGACAAGAAGAUAAUUUUGAUACUAAUAAUGAGUAGCUGCUGUUUGCACAGUGAGAGGUGAUUUUGCUAACUUUGGCUUAAACCUUUUUAAUUAGAUAAAUCAGGGUAGAGAGAAUACCCAGAAGCAAAGGUUCCGUCUUCACUCAGUAGUUAUGUAAACAGAAGCAGCUUACAAGUUAUAUCAGCUGAAGAGGAGAAAUUUUAUACAGUCAAGAAACAUAUACGCAGCAGAAGCUGCUGAUGACAAAAAUCUUUUUUCUUGAGAGAUACCAAAUGUUACCAUUUGGAUUCGACUCAAGAAACAACUUGUUUAGCUCAAA
Daucus carota subsp. sativus is the source of this 1946-nucleotide messenger RNA. RefSeq names its product serine/threonine-protein kinase PBS1. Bases 274 to 1662 code for a protein of 462 amino acids. The record is from RefSeq and is a predicted model, not a curated record. Gene Ontology annotation, molecular function: protein kinase activity; ATP binding. NCBI's taxonomy places the organism in Eukaryota, Viridiplantae, Streptophyta, Magnoliopsida, Apiales, Apiaceae. The transcript is spliced from 5 exons. Gene Ontology annotation, biological process: protein phosphorylation.